GAGGAGUCGACUUGAGUGAUGAACUCAGAGCAGGAAAGGCCGUUUGUGUGCAGCGCCCCUGGCUGUUCUCAGCGAUUCCCCACUGAGGACCAUCUGAUGAUACACCGACACAAGCACGAAAUGACCCUGAAGUUCCCUUCCAUAAAGAACGACAACAUGCUCUCAGACCAGACGCCCACCCCGACACGCUUCUUAAAGAACUGCGAAGAAGUGGGACUGUUCAGCGACCUGGACUGCUCCAUCGAGCAGGAGUUCCGCAAAGCCCAGGAGGAGGAGGACAACAAACAGAAUAUCUCGCUGCAUGGCCAGGCAGGUCAAGGCCAGCACCAGCAGCCCCAUUCUCGGAUGGCCAACCACGACACCAGCAUUGUGAUCCAGCAGGCCCUGCCGUCUCCUCAGUCCAGCUCCGUCAUCACUCAGGCUCCCUCCACCAACAGACAGAUAGGGCCUGUCCCUGGCUCUCUAUCCUCACUGCUGCACCUAAGGAACAGACAGAGACAGCCUCUACCAGCCUCCAUGCCUGGCACCCUGCCAGACCCGACCAUGCCCGGCUCCUCCGCUGUGCUAAUGCCUAUGGAGAGACAGAUGUCCAUGGGCUCCAAUAUGAUGGGUAUGCAAGGCCCCGCCCACAACAACUCCUGCUCAUCCAAUCACGUUCCCUCCAUGCACUCAGAAGCCAAACUUAGGCUGAAGGCAGCACUUUCGCACCACCCAAGCGCCAUCGCCAACGGCAACAUGAAUUCCAUGGGUCACAUGAUGGAGAUGAUGUCAUCGCGGCAGGAGCAAGGGGCCCACCACCACAUGCACUCGCACUCGCACCCGCACCAGCACCUGCAAGCCCCGCCCCACGCCUACCAGCACCACACCCACCACCACCACAGCCAGGCCCACGGCCAGAGCGGGCACCACCACCCGCAGGGACACAACCCACACCACAACUCCCACAAUCCUCACCUCCAUCCUGGGCACCCGCAUCAGACCUCGCCCCACCAGCCUCUUCACUCUGGCUCACAGAUGUCACCCGCAGCCCAGCAAAUGCAACCUACGCAAACGCUCCAGUCUCCGCCACCCAGCGGGGGGCGCCGCAGGAGGGUGGUGGACGAGGACCCGGACGAGCGACGGCGGAAGUUUCUGGAGCGCAACAGGGCGGCCGCGACCCGGUGCAGGCAGAAGAGGAAAGUGUGGGUGAUGUCGCUGGAGAAGAAGGCGGAGGAGCUCACACAGACCAACAUGCAGCUUCAGAACGAAGUGACCAUGCUGAAGAAUGAGGUGACCCAACUCAAGCAGCUUCUCCUCACCCACAAAGACUGUCCCAUCACCACUAUGCAGAAAGAGUCCCAAGGUUACCUCAGUCCGGAGAGCAGUCCAGCGGGCAGUCCGACUCCAGCGUGCUCCCAGCAGCAGGUCAUCCAGCACAACACCAUCACCACCUCCACCACAGCUGUAGGGGGCAGCGGCGGGCAUGCACAGCCCAACCAUCGCACAUCGGACAUUAACCCCAUCCACUAG
Lampris incognitus (smalleye Pacific opah) is the source of this 1509-nucleotide messenger RNA. RefSeq names its product cAMP responsive element binding protein 5b (gene creb5b). The transcript has 10 exons. NCBI's taxonomy places the organism in Eukaryota, Metazoa, Chordata, Actinopteri, Lampriformes, Lampridae. Gene Ontology annotation, biological process: regulation of transcription by RNA polymerase II. Gene Ontology annotation, molecular function: DNA-binding transcription factor activity, RNA polymerase II-specific; cAMP response element binding. The record is from RefSeq and is a predicted model, not a curated record. The coding region runs from base 19 to 1509 and encodes 496 amino acids.